AUGUCCUUAGCAUCGACGCUUCUCGGCGCUUUACCCAGUUCCAUUCAGUUACUUAAUGGUGACAACGUGUCGAAGCUCGACUUCAGGGCAUACGAUGCAUACGUCAAGAGACAGCAGAAGCUAUUUAGUGACCUGAGUUCGUCGGCAGUCAACCCUUUCGAUACGUUAUCACUCGGAAACGUCGCAGACCAUAUUCGAAGACCUAAACAUCGGGAUCAAGUCAUCUCCUACAUAUGUACAUCAUCUGGGAACCGCGAUGUUAACGCUUGUCAAGAUGUCUUGAAUCUUGUGGCUCGACUUAUUCUGAUGAUUGAAGUGGGCAGUUUAGAGAAAGACUCCGGGUUCUUGCACCAGACUGGCCCCAGGCCAAUGCCUCUCUGGGAUGAGGAUUCUCUAGGCAGCUUGACUGGAAAGCUGUUCCCCAUCUCAAGUCUACAGACCUGCAGUGGAAUGGCAAUAGCCCCAGACUUAUCUGCAUGGAGUCUUGAAAAUGUUGCCGGGAUCAAGAUUGAGUUCACCGAUAACCUGGCUGACCAUUUACGCUUGACCAACAACAAUUCGCAAGUAUAUAUCUUUCACCACGUUGCUUUCCUCGAAACUCAGAGGAAUAGUCCCGUUCUCCCCAAAGGACUAGCGGAAGAGACCCUGAGAACCCUAGCAGUCCUAUUUCCCCAGUCCGACCACUGGGCAGUAUUACGCUCUAACCGCAAAAAGCAAGUUUGGCUAGAUAGACUCUGCACUCACUCCAGCCGCAUGAUAGAUCCCCAGCUAGCAUGGUGCGGGACCCCCGGUGGAGAGAUCAGAUAUCUCUCCAACUUUUGCUUUUGGAGAGAUCGCUUACUAAUUCUGAAGGAGGAAUUUGAUCAUUCGACACCGGAUUCGUUCUCUCAGUGGUGGUAUGACCGACGGAAUGGAGUGCAGUGGCAUAACUUUUGGCUACUCGAUCGAUACCUUGAUAUCUCACCUCAUGAGGCUUGCCAGACGCCUGGUCCACCUCAAGCUAUGGAAUUGUUAUCACCUGCCAAUAAUCAGACUGAUGGUUUUGUGUAG
This is a messenger RNA of Fusarium subglutinans, 1050 nucleotides long. RefSeq lists its product as uncharacterized. Lineage: Eukaryota; Fungi; Ascomycota; Sordariomycetes; Hypocreales; Nectriaceae. The record is from RefSeq and is a predicted model, not a curated record. The transcript has 3 exons. Bases 1 to 1050 code for a protein of 349 amino acids.